Aspergillus ruber CBS 135680 is the source of this 941-nucleotide messenger RNA. RefSeq lists its product as uncharacterized. The transcript has 4 exons. Lineage: Eukaryota; Fungi; Ascomycota; Eurotiomycetes; Eurotiales; Aspergillaceae. The record is from RefSeq and is a predicted model, not a curated record. Gene Ontology annotation, molecular function: protein binding. Bases 1 to 570 code for a protein of 189 amino acids.
AUGGCCCUCGCAGCAUUCCCUCGGGAGCUUAUUGUUUCAAUAUUUGAACAGCUCGAAGAAUGCGAUAUCAACGCUCUAUUUCAAACAAAUGCUCAUUUGUACGACCUGUUGAGUGAGGGGGAUACAGAUGCUCUUAUGAAGUUCAUCGCAUACGGGCUGAAUCUUCAUGCUUGUGGACAGCCGUCGAAUUUCGCUGUGAACAAGGCGCUCCUCGAUAUUGACAGUGUAGCGGGCCACGAAGAAAAGCCUGAAGAGGAGCCCGAAGAGGAGAAGGAGGAGAAGGAGGAGAAGGAGGAGGAGGAGGAGGAAAGCCUUUUUCUUCGAUAUCAUGAUGAGACAUUAGAAUUCCCCAAACAAAUGCCCCCGUCCCACGAUAACCAAUGUCAACAUGAACCUCUACCUCAACCAGAGCCGCUUAUAUGCUACGCUGCGAAGAAUGGCAACGUGUCUAUAAUGCAGACUCUUCUUGCACAUGGCGUAUACCCAGACAUUCGUAACAAGAAGGGAGAAAUGCCAUUAAUAAUCGCAUCCAGAGAAAGACAUGAAGAUAACAUAGUUAUUGCUAUAUGAAGGUGCGUUGUGAAUGCUUUGGACAGCACCCAAAACAGCGCAACUUCAUAUGCUGUAGAAAAGGAUCACUUGGAGAUCAUUACAGUUAUUAUGGAGCAUUGAGGAACCAUUCCUUGAGCAGUGUGUGGGUGAUCCAUGCUAAGAAAGCCUGGUCUUUGAUACAGUUUGAAGAGGUAUGUUUGCUUUUGGAAGCCCGUUGCUCAUCGUUGGAUAUAUCAUACAGAUACUGGGUUCGAUAUACACUAUCACCGUUCUAUUGCUAUAUACAUAAUUCUACUAACUUGAUUUAGUUAUUUAUUUAAUAAAAAGCCGACUCUGUAUACUCCGUAGCAGAUGAACGAUUAGGGCUAAUGAUGUGAUUUAGAUUUAUC